AUGAAGAAAUGGGUUGGAACACACACGUGUGGUAGGGUAUUGAAUAAUAGUUCUGCCACUUCUAAGUGGGUUGCAAAAACGGUGGCGGCUAAGAUGGCAUCUUUAGAUGGUGUUAAGAUUCGUGAUAUUGUCUCUGGGAUUAAGAGUAACUUCUCUAUUGGUGUAACUAUGGGCAUGGAAUGGAAGGCCAAACAAAUUGCCAAAGCUCUUAUUGAAGAUGGGCUUAAGAAAGGCUUCACAACAUCUUAUAUGUCAUUCAUUGGAGUUGAUGGAUGUCAUCUUAAGACUAAGUAUGGAUGGACUCUUCUUAUUGCAGUUGGUAGAGAUCUAAAUUACCAAUAUUAUCCCAUAGCUUUUGGUGUAUGUGAAACUGAAACAAAGGAAUCAUGGAGGUGGUUUCUUACCUUGCUUUUGGAGAACAUUGGUCAAGAAAAGAGGUGGAUUUUCAUCUCUGACCAACAAAAGGUUUUGAUCCAUGUCUUUGAAGAAUUGUUUGAGAGGGUAGAACACAAACUUUGUUUUAGGCAUUUAUAUGCCAAUUUCAAAAAGAGUUUUGGUGGAGGGACACAAAUUAGAGACUUAAUGAUGGAUGCUGAAAAAGCCACAUAUAUCCAAGUCUGGGAUGCUAAGAUGAAAGAAUUGAAGGAGCUCAAUGUCUUUUGGGAACUAGUGGGCAUUCCUUGUAAACAGCCAGUCGUUGCAUUAGGUUUUAGGAACCAAUCUCCUGGAGAUUGUGUUGAUGGCUAUUAUUCCAAAGAUACUUAUGAGAAAUGUUAUGGUUAUAAUGUAAGUCCUAUAAAGGGACAAGACAUGUGGUCGGAGGUUGACAUGGAAGACAUGUUGCCUCCAUCAUAUAAAAGAGGACUUGGACAACGAAAGAAGCUGAGGAGAAGGGAACCUGAUGAGGACCCUAAUAAGAGAAAACUAAAGAAAACAAUAAUAGGACAAGGACAAACUCAAACUGCAACACAAGAACAAACUCAACCCACCGAAGCUCAAACUGCAACACAAGAACAAACUCAACCUACUGAAGCUCAAACUGCAACACAAGAACAAACUCAACCUACUGAAGCUCAAACUGCAACACAGGAAGAACCACAACCUAAUGAAACUCAAAUUGAUGUUGACCCUGAGUUUGAAAUGCUUGCUACAAAUCUUAAAAAGAAGACAUACAAACCAAAAGUUGCAAGAAAAUUGGAGUUGAGGAUAAGUGGCAGGACAAGGGUCCUAAGAUGCAAAAACCUAAAAAGAGAAGGAAGUAAUCAAUCACAACCUAUGGAUGUGGACAAGGCUCCAUAA
Molecule: messenger RNA, 1299 nt
Organism: Lathyrus oleraceus (garden pea)
Lineage: Eukaryota; Viridiplantae; Streptophyta; Magnoliopsida; Fabales; Fabaceae
Exons: 6
Coding region: 1-1299 (432 amino acids)
Source: RefSeq, a predicted model, not a curated record